ACAAAGAGGAAGGAGACAUGCACGCCUCGACGCUGACGCGCUGCAUGCGCGUGGCCCAGAAUGCCCGAUGUCUUAGCACUGCUGCUGCCUCCGUGCAGGUGACGCACUCGGAGCGUGGAGCGCGUCUGGCGGCGCUGCGUGAGCGUCUCGCAGAGGAGACGCGUCAGGGUCCGACGUUCGCCGAGCAGGCGCUGUCGCUCGAGGACUUUGCGUUUGAAGCCGACGCCGCGCCUGGCACGAAACCUUCGCGCAAACCCAAUGCGUCUAACCGCAAGCCGAAGUGGCUAAAGGCGCAGCCUACACAGGGAGCUAACUACGAGCGACUGCGUAAGUCCGUCAAGAGUCUGGGUCUUAGCACUGUGUGCGAGGAGGCCAAGUGCCCUAACAUCGGUGAAUGCUGGGGCGGUGGUAAGGACGGAAUCGCUACAGCAACGAUCAUGCUCAUGGGAGACACGUGCACGCGUGGCUGCAGCUUCUGUGCUGUCAAGACCAGCAGGAAGCCCAAGCCGUUGGACAUUGAGGAGCCCAACAAGGUGGCGGAGGCCAUCGCUGCUUGGGGACUCGACUACAUUGUCUUUACCAGUGUUGAUCGUGACGACUAUGAGGAUCUGGGUGCUGGACACUUCGCCAAGACCGUGAGCACGCUGCGUGCGAAGCUCCCGGAGAUCCUGAUCGAGUGUCUGACUCCCGACUUCCAGGGUCAUGACAACCUCAUCGACCAGGUGGCGACUUCGGGACUUGAUGUCUUUGCACACAACAUGGAGACGGUCGAGCGGCUGCAGCGUCGUGUGCGUGACUACCGUGCCAACUACAAGCAGUCGCUGCAUGUGCUUGAGCGGGCGAAGGUGGCUGCUCCUCAUCUCGUGACCAAGACGUCGUUGAUGCUUGGCGUGGGCGAGCGCAACGAGGACUUGUUCCAGACGCUGCGUGAUCUGCGUAAUAGUGGCGUGGACGUCGUGACUUUCGGCCAAUACCUGCGUCCCAGCACUAAGCACAUGCCAGUCAAGUCGUACGUGACUCCCGAGGCCUUCGCUGAGUGGCAGAAGGUGGCUGAACAGAUGGGCUUCCUGUACGUUGCGAGUGGCCCUAUGGUGCGCUCCAGCUACAAGGCUGGGGAGUUCUUUAUGAAGAACCUGCUCAAGAACCGAAAGACGCAGGUUGUCGCGUAAUUGAGGAGUGAUGCACGCAAUCGAACGCCUGCUGUACUUGCCUAAAACAAACCACAUUACAUCACUAUAAAA
This is a messenger RNA of Phytophthora infestans T30-4, 1241 nucleotides long. Its product is annotated as lipoic acid synthetase, mitochondrial precursor. Gene Ontology annotation, cellular component: mitochondrion. Gene Ontology annotation, biological process: lipoate biosynthetic process. The coding region runs from base 18 to 1169 and encodes 383 amino acids. The transcript has a single exon. Gene Ontology annotation, molecular function: 4 iron, 4 sulfur cluster binding; lipoate synthase activity. NCBI's taxonomy places the organism in Eukaryota, Oomycota, Peronosporomycetes, Peronosporales, Peronosporaceae. The record is from RefSeq and is a predicted model, not a curated record.